This is a messenger RNA of Eurypyga helias (sunbittern), 615 nucleotides long. RefSeq names its product major facilitator superfamily domain-containing protein 2B-like. Gene Ontology annotation, biological process: carbohydrate transport. Gene Ontology annotation, molecular function: sphingolipid intramembrane carrier activity; symporter activity. The record is from RefSeq and is a predicted model, not a curated record. Lineage: Eukaryota; Metazoa; Chordata; Aves; Eurypygiformes; Eurypygidae. The transcript has 5 exons. The annotation marks the transcript as partial. Gene Ontology annotation, cellular component: membrane.
GAGUACAGGCUCUCGAUUUGCAGCAAAUUAUGCUAUGCAAUAGGAGGUGCCCCAAAUCAAGUGGCAGGGAGUGCUGCUGCUUUCUUUCUACAGAUCUACCUGCUGGAUAUAGCCCACAUUACUCCAUUUCAUGCCUCUUUGGUGCUGUUCAUUGGCAAAGCCUCAGGUGCAGUUACCGAUCCUGUUGCUGGCUUUUUUAUUAGCAAAAGUAGAUGGACAAAAAUUGGCCGACUCAUGCCUUGGAUGCUGGCAUGUACACCUUUCACAGUAGUGUCCUAUUUUUUCAUGUGGUACCUGCCUCCUUUUGUAUCGGGAAGAGUUGCAUGGUACCUGACUUUCUACUGCCUUUUCCAAUCGCUGACCACAUUAUUCCAAGUACCAUAUACUGCCCUCACCAUGUUUCUCAGCACAGACCAGAAGGAGAGAGAUUCUGCAACAGCAUACCGAAUGACGAUGGAAGUGCUUGGGACCUUGAUUGGAGCUGCACUUCAGGGGCAGAUUGUGGCCAGUGCUCAUGUCUCUCAUCACUGCACUGUGAAUCUCCUGGUAAACACAACCAACUCCUGGCAUGACACUCCCAGCUUUCCAGACCCCUCAGAUCUCCUGUCUCAUCAA